Menidia menidia (Atlantic silverside) is the source of this 333-nucleotide messenger RNA. The record is from the annotation of a GenBank genome assembly. NCBI's taxonomy places the organism in Eukaryota, Metazoa, Chordata, Actinopteri, Atheriniformes, Atherinopsidae.
AUGAGCAAAAAGAAAAAGGACUGGAAGACUGAAAAAGAAAGACUUCUCAAUUUAGAUUGGGAGGAGAAGCGCAAGGAGUAUCGUCGCCAAGAUUAUAUACCUCUGGAAAGGAUUCCAACCUGGAGAGAGGAAAAUAUACAGAGUGACAAAGAAGAAGAGAAGGCACUGACGGAUGGAGGGAAAGUGAGUGACAAAGUGUCUCUCUACAAGGGGGACAUUACCAUCUUGGAAGUGGACGCCAUAGUCAAUGCUGGUCUCAACAUUUGGCCCCCUGUUACUCUAUUCAAGCUGCUGGACCAGUUGCCUCUUGUGCAGGUACCAAACUUCACAUGA